Struthio camelus australis is the source of this 1023-nucleotide messenger RNA. The record is from RefSeq and is a predicted model, not a curated record. Lineage: Eukaryota; Metazoa; Chordata; Aves; Struthioniformes; Struthionidae.
AUGGCUAUCAAAGGCAUCCAGCUCUCACUUUCAGACUCACUGCACAUAGGAAUUGUGGUGUCCAUACUUUCCCUUAUCAUUUACUGUCUCAUCAGAGACAGUCACAGAGUAAGAGACCUGAAUGGAAAACACAUCUUCAUAACAAGCUGUGACACUGGGCUUGGAAACUCACUGGCUAAAUGGCUUGACAAAAGGGGGUUUUGUGCCAUUGCUGCACGUGUCACAGAAAAAGGAAAGCAAGACCUACAGUCCUGCUGCUCACUCUCACUGAAGACAAUGAACCUGAUUAGCUCCAGCAGCAUCAUCAGGGCUGUGCCAUUUGUGACAGAAGAGACCGCCGGUAAGGGGCUUUUUGGCUUGGUGAACAAUGCUGAAGGAACAACACCUGUGGCACCCACUGACUGGCUAAGGAUAGAAGAUUUCCAUGCAGUCCCGGAUGUCUGUCUAAUAGGAUUGAUUGAAAUCAUUGAAAUUAAGCUUCUACCACUUCUGAAAAAAGCUGAGGGAAGAAUAGUCAAUCUAACCAAUGCCACAGGCCUUAUGGUAUUUGUAGGAGGUGGCUACAGCCUGUCCAAGUGGGGAAUGGAAGCUUUUUCUGACAAUUUAUGGAUAGAGACUCAGCAUUCUGGAGUGAAAGUGAGCAUUACUGAGCAUGAUUUCUUUAAGGCAGAAGUAGUUAGUUCAGAUAUCAUUGAGAGAGACCUCUUAAGACUUUGGAACAGAUUGACUCCUGAGAUCAGAGAUGCCUAUGGAGAAAAAUACUUUAUUGAAUAUAUAAAAGCUCAAAGAUUAUCAGUGAGAAGACUGUGUAACUCUGAUCUUUCUAAGGUCAUGAAAUGCAUGGAACAUGCCCUGAUAGCAAAGUACCCCAGGACACGAUACAGAGCUGGAUGGGAUGCAAAGUUCUUUUGGCUUUUUCUCUCCUAUGCACCAACCUGUUUAUCUGACAUGCUGCUGCCUAUGAUCUUUCCAACUCCAGCAGCUAGUGGGAGAUCAAUUCCUGGAGUUCUAAUUAACAUUUAG